AUGAUGAUGAAAUACAGCAGAUAUGGAAUCCUGCAUGAUGUUGUUCUUCCCGAGCAACUCAAUGAUCAUCAAUCUGAGGAACCUCACGCUGAAGAGCAGACCAAACAGAAGGACCAGAUGAACGGAAGUCCCAGCCAACACCAGAAGCUGGAUUUGGGAAGAAUCAUUGGUCUAGCUCCAUGGGGAGCGCAAAUGCUCCGAGCCUUGAAGUGGAAGCCUGAAAUAAAGGACCUGCCUUUCCCUUAUCCAUCGGACAUGAACAUUGAUGAGGAACUGGAGAAGGACUCUUAUGACUGUGAAGCUUUCCAGACGUUGCGACUGGGAAGCCAUACCAACCACAGCAAAGAAGUGGGAGUGUACCAGUAUAGCUCGUCUGACGAUGCGUGA
This is a messenger RNA of Perkinsus marinus ATCC 50983, 387 nucleotides long. RefSeq lists its product as hypothetical. The transcript is spliced from 2 exons. NCBI's taxonomy places the organism in Eukaryota, Perkinsozoa, Perkinsida, Perkinsidae. The record is from RefSeq and is a predicted model, not a curated record. The coding region runs from base 1 to 387 and encodes 128 amino acids.